Cydia splendana is the source of this 2670-nucleotide messenger RNA. Its product is annotated as putative aminopeptidase W07G4.4. Gene Ontology annotation, cellular component: cytoplasm. Gene Ontology annotation, biological process: proteolysis. Lineage: Eukaryota; Metazoa; Arthropoda; Insecta; Lepidoptera; Tortricidae. The transcript has 12 exons. The record is from RefSeq and is a predicted model, not a curated record. Gene Ontology annotation, molecular function: metalloaminopeptidase activity; manganese ion binding. Bases 204 to 1943 code for a protein of 579 amino acids.
UAUUCCUUAACCUGUAUUGCAUUUAUUUACUAAAAUUUUGUACUCAAUUCAACGUUAAAGCAUGAUUUAUUUCGCACAUGAAGUUGUUGUUUUUGUGUAUCGCAAAUAAUUAUAUUCAGUAUACGUAUGCAUUGGUAGGCGUUACUUGAAUUUUGCUCAGUUAUUCCCCGUUCGACCGCCGCAUCGCUCGAACCAUUUCUAAAAUGGGCACAGAGCAGAAGGUCCACAGCGUCCCAGUUUCCCUCGUCGGGGAGAUCAACAGCAGCAACCACGAUGCCCUGGUGGUGGUCACCGUGCCCGGGACCCCUCCUCCUCAAGCUUUAGAGGACUUUAUAGCUGCGGCCGUGCAGACCGACAAGGGAUUAGAAAAGAAACCGGGCGUGCUGCACUGCGCUCGUGUGUCCGGCAACCGACUUGUUCUCUCGCCCACUGGACCCCUCACACCGUACGAUGAUGUCAGGUCUGUCUACGAGGCCGCUUUAGCUGGGGUGCGACGCGCGGCUGAGGCCGGUGCUCGCCGGCCCGUGCUGGCCGUGCCGGCGGCCGCCGCCUGGCCGAGGGCUCCGCUUGUGGCCUUGCUCGGAGCCCUGGAGGCGCUCUAUGUGCCCAUCCAAAUCCGAGAGACGUUCCCGUCGCAGGCGCACUCGAUCAAGUCGCUCGGCGUGUACGGCGAGGGUGUUACCAACAUUAACAACGUAAUACGUGAUGCCUGCGCUUUAGAGGCGGCCAGAGGCGUGUCCCGCGACAUCGGCGGGGCGGACCCGGAGCGCAUGACGCCGCUGCGCGUCGCCGAGUACGUGCGCGGCGCCUUCGGCCCCGCCGUGCGCGUGCGCGUCGAGGACGAUCCCCACGAGCUGGCGAAAAACUACCCGCUGUUUGAGGCGGUCAAUAGGGCUGCCAACCAAGUUCCGAGGCACAGAGGUUGUGUAAUAUUCUUGGAUUACGAACCGGAGAGCUACGAGGAGACCGUCAUGUUGGUCGGCAAGGGCGUGACCUACGACACCGGCGGUUGCGAUAUCAAGGCGGGAGGGGUGAUGGCGGGCAUGUCGCGCGACAAGUGCGGCGCGGCCGCCGUCGCGGGCUUCCUCAAGGCUUGCGAACUCCUGAAGCCCAGCCUCCGCGUGUCAGCGGCGCUCUGCAUGGUCCGCAACUCGGUCGGCUCGGAGGCCUACGUGGCCGACGAGCUCAUCAAGUGUCGGCGCGGCCUCGCCGUGCGCGUCGGGAACACCGACGCCGAGGGGAGGAUGGUCAUGGCCGACGUGCUGGAUGAGAUGCGUGAACGAGCGGAGUCAGCGCGGCGGCCGCACGUGUACACGGUGGCCACGCUCACCGGCCACGCCGUGCGCGCCGUCGGGCCCGCCUACACCAUCGUUAUGGACAACCAUGCUGCCAGAGCUAAAGGUCACGCGGAAGCGUUCCGGGCGUCCGGCGAGAGCAUCGCCGACAUGGUGGAGGUGUCCACCAUCCGGCGCGAGGACCUGGCCUUCCACCGCGGCCAGUGCCCCGGCGACCACGUGCACCAGGCCAACAACCAGCCCUCCACGCAGACCAACCGGGGCCACCAGGUACUAACACCAACACUCUUAAUUGUCCAUCGGCGACAUGGUGGAGGUGUCCACCAUCCGGCGCGAGGACCUGGCCUUCCACCGCGGCCAGUGCCCCGGCGACCACGUGCACCAGGCCAACAACCAGCCCUCCACGCAGACCAACCGGGGCCACCAGGGUCCGGCCGGCUUCCUGCUGCUGGUGUCGGGACUGGCGGCCGGCGCGGUGCCGUACUCGCACGUGGACGUGGCGGGCUCGGCCGGCUCCCUCCCCGCGCCGCCCACCGCCGCCCCCCUGCUCGCCCUCGCCGCGCACUACAAGCUGCUCAGCUGCUAAGCUCCCCGUGUCCGCUAGUUGCUAAACUGCCCCCUGGCCACUCUAAUCGGCUGCUAAACUGAUCACUGGUCACCUUCGGGCGUCGACUACGAGCCGGCUCGCUUAUACGUAUGCGAGCUCGGCUGUUAACCGAUCCACUCUGGUUUUUUUUUUUUUUUUUUUUUUCAAUAUAUAGGUCUUUCCUACGAAAUUCACCAAGAAAUCGCGAUAAAAAUUUACUGUCUCGUUAUUUUGAAACGAUCGUUUUGGCUGAUCAAAUGUCGAUGCUUUCUAUAGGAGAGCAGAUUUUUUUGCGAUUUCAGGGUUGUUUCGAACACACAACAUUGCAAAAUUUGACUAAGGCCCACUUGCACCAUUCCACUAACCCGGGGUUAACCGGUUAAAGAUGGAGUUGCCAUAGUUACCAUUACAAUUUGACACUAGGUUGACGGUUUAACCGCUUAACCCCGGGUUAGUGGGAUGGUGCAAGUGGGCCUAAGGGUUCACCCUGUAUAACACAAUAUAAGGCGCUUGCAAAAGUUGUACCAUAAGACACUUUAAAUUUAUAUAUCCAAGCAAAUUUUGAAAUGCGUUGACGCAACUACAGCGUAAACUUUUAAAAAUACCUAAGUUUAACAUAUAAUUAAAAUACAUCUGUCCAGUGAGUAGGUACACCUUGUAUAAGAUGUCAGUUUUUUACACGAUGAACUAAUGCAUAAUAAAGCAUAAUUUCUUAAGAAGUACAAUAUAUCAUAAUAAUGUUCAUGUAUCUUUACCUUUUUUUCUUUUAAUAAAAUUAUACAUUUCAAA